UCCUGCACCCCUGGCCCCUCUUUGCCAGCACACUCAGCCCCAGCCUCAGCAGCUCUCACACCUCCCCACAGCCCCACAACAGCCUCCACAUUCCCUCACCCUCCUGCAUCACUGCCCCUCACAGCCCCACACCCCUGCCCUACCACAUCCCUUCUCUUCCAGGGACCCUCCACACCACAGCCAUGGCCUGCAACAACCUCUGCCAGCCCUGCGGACCCACCCCGCUGGCCAACAGCUGCAACGAGCCCUGUGCCCUGCAAUGCCAGGAUUCCCACGUCAUCAUCAACCCUUCCCCUGUGCUGGUCACCCUGCCAGGACCCAUCAUGACCUCCUUCCCCCAGAACACCGCCGUCGGAUCCACCUCCUCGGCUGCCGUGGGCACUGAACUCAGUGUGCAGGGACAGCCUGUCUCUGGUGGAUUUGGUGGCUUUGGCUAUGGCCGUGGAUUUGGCUAUGGCUGUGGCUACGGGCUGGGAGGCCUGGGCUGCUAUGGCAGAAGGGGCGGCUACAACUGCUAAGGACCCUCAGCACCUCUCCUGAUGGCCACUCCCUGGAACACAUCUCAGGCAUUGAGGAAACAUCUCUGGGUCAAGGCUCUCAAAUGGGCUCAGCACUUCCAGCUCCUGCUCUCAGGGCACCAAGCAAGGCAGUAGCCACAUGGCCAGCCUGAGCUGCAUGCAAAACACGCCUAUCUUCCUCCUCCUCUUCCUCCAUUCCCUGCUCUGCAUCACCUCUUUGUGUAUGUGUGGUCUCCUCUGCUGCAAACCCCUUCUCCCAAGCCAGAGACCAUUGGGCACCUCUGCUGGGCUGCUCCCUCAGUAAGGCAGAAAGCCUGGCACAACCUCCUGCAUUCAAAGCUGCAUUCAAAGCAGCUCGGCUGAUGGUCGCCCUACUUGCAUCUCAGAUCAUCUCCCUUCCACUGGCUGCUCCUGAGUUUUCACUGUCCUACCUCAAUAAAAUUUU
Molecule: messenger RNA, 963 nt
Organism: Vidua macroura (Pin-tailed whydah)
Lineage: Eukaryota; Metazoa; Chordata; Aves; Passeriformes; Viduidae
Product: feather beta keratin-like
Exons: 1
Coding region: 183-518 (111 amino acids)
Cellular component (GO): intermediate filament
Molecular function (GO): structural constituent of cytoskeleton
Source: RefSeq, a predicted model, not a curated record